AUCAUCUUUCCUGGACAAGUAGAUCACUCAAGCCAAGAAAUUCAGAAAAUUUACUCCAAUGUAGAGAGCCUUGUAAAAAGUAAUGGAAAUUUCAUUUCAGGAAGCAUAUCGUGGUUGUCAGAAUAUCAAACAUGGGCAAAGGAAAAGAACAUUGACAUAAAUAAUACAAAAAUCUUCUACAAAAACUUGUCAGAUUUUAUUUCCUUGCCAAAAUAUAGAAGAUUUGCUCAAGAUUUAAAAUUUGCCAAAAAUAAAAUUCAUUUGACAGCCUCAAGGAUUUUGGUAUACUCCAAGAGUAGCCGUGAUUCGAUCUUUCAAAGGGAUAUGAUGGUCAGCAUAAGACAAGAUCUCGCUCGUUCCACAGAUGUCGACACAUUUGCUGUUGCCCUACCAUUCAUCUACUUUGAACAGUAUGCUCAUGUGCUUAACGAAACUAUGAGAAACUUAAUUGUUGCUGGAAUUUCAAUUCUUUUGAUAUCAUCCAUGUUCCUAAAUCAUUUUGUAAUAAUAAUUUGUCUACUGUGUGGAUUUAUUGCUCUUAUACUUGAACUACUCGGACUGAUGUACAUCUGGAAUGUCUCGGUUAACUCACUUUCUAUGAUAAAUCUUGUUAUGGCUUUAGGAUUUUCUGUGGAUUACAACGCACACGUCGCUUAUCAUUUUGUUUCUUCCAAGGUAGCCACUCCUGAGCUACGGGUCAUUGAUGCACUAAGCAAAAUUGGCGGCAGUGUUUUUCUUGGAGGUUUAAGUACUUUCAUUGGAAUGAUGCCAACAGGAUUUGCUUCCUCCACAGUAUUCAAAACAUUUUUCAAAAUGUUUGUUGGUAUAGUAGUUCUUGGUUUGGUUCAUGGUUUGGCUAUAUUACCUGUGUAUCUAACACUUCUUGGAAAGAUAUUUGACUUCCGUGAAAUAAACAUUAAUUCAAUUAUAAUAAAAUGGUUCAAGUAUGCAAGAAAACAGAAAUCCUUUAAAACCACAAACACAAACUUAUCUGUCAAUGUCGUAAAAGCUAAAAAUUCCAUUCCUGCUGCUAUCGUUGGAAUUGGUUGUCGGUUUCCAGGAGGUGCUACCUCGAAAGACGCUUUUUGGGAUAUGUUAGUCGACGGUAGAUGUGGUAUUGGCUCUUAUCCCACAAACAGACCAAACUCAAGAGAGUUUAUUGAUUGUUUCAAUCCAGGAAAGGACACACCCGGAAAACACUAUGUGCUUACAGGAGCUUUUCUUGAAAAAAUAGCCGGACUUGAUGCUCAAUUUUUCGGAAUAUCCCAGACAGAAUGUCGCUCAAUGGAUCCACAGCAACGAAUACUUCUCCAAGUUGUUUACGAAGCAAUUGAAGAUGCUGGGAUGCGUCUUGAAGACUUACAGCAAUCCCGAACUGGGGUUUAUGUUGGAUUAAUGAACUUAGAAUAUGGUUCACUUGUUUUAGAUUCGUCCAAUAUUCGAAAAGUUGAUCAGUUUUCCUCCACUGGAUGUGCAAUGUCCGUUCUCGCCAACCGCAUCUCCUUCUCAUUUAAUUUAACCGGUCCGAGUCUGACGUUGGAUACAGCUUGUUCAUCAUCCUUAGUGGCCUUUGACGUUGCCUUUGGACAUCUACAAACCGGUGAAUGUGACGUGGCCAUUGUGUGCGCAGCAAAUAUUCUUCUGACGGGUAACAAGUUCCACACAGCAUGCUGCAGGACUGGAUUGUUAGCCCAAGAUGGUCGUUGCAAGAGCUUUGAUAUAAAAGGAGAUGGAUAUGGUCGAGGUGAAGGCGUAGCUGCGGUUGUGAUCAAACCAACCAAAACAGCUCUAGAUGAUCGAGAUGAUAUUUAUGCAGAGGUUGUGGCCUGUGGUGUAAAUAACGAUGGAAAAACAGCAAUUCCAAUAACAGCACCUAGUGAAGUCACUCAAUCCAUUUUGUUUCAAAGAGUCCUUCAAGAAUCUGGUUUUUCUAAAGACGACAUACAAUAUGUUGAAGCCCAUGGCACUGGAACAGCCGUAGGCGACGUUGUUGAAAUGGGAUCGUUAGCAACGGUUUAUGGCAAUAGCAGUAACAGAAUACUUCGUCUAGGAUCAGUGAAAUCAAACAUAAACCAUACCGAAUCAACUGCAGGUUUGGCUGGGUUAAUCAAGACAUGUCUGAUGAUAAAAUAUGGUCGAUUUGUUCCAACCAUUAACGUAAGUGAAGUCAAACCACAGCUAAAAAUGUCUGAAAGAAGAAUGAUGGUUCAAGUUUGUAAUGAGCCUUGGAAUACCGAUGGUAGAACGCCAAGAACAGCUGCGGUCUCUUCUUAUGGUUUUGGUGGUGCUAAUGCUCACGUAAUCGUCAGAGAAGUAACAGAGAACCCUGUAACUGUAAUCCCCAGUAGAAGUAUAUCUAGCAGAGUUAUGACGUUGUCAGCUGCUUCAAAAGAUGCAUUAAGAGCAAUGGCCAGGAAAGUAUCUCAGUCCUUUAAGGAGAAACCAGAUGAUGACGAGCUUCUUAAAGAUAAUAUUUGCUAUUCCCUGAACGAGAGAUACACUGUGCAUUCUCAUCGUUUAGCGCUUAGCUUUUCCUCGUUUGAAAAUGCAGCAAGAGCUUUAGAAAAGUUUGCCGAUCAAGAAAUUGGGUGGGAAGAAUUUGUGGCUACUGGUGAUGUAACUGAAACGCGUAAUAAAGUUGUGUUCCUGUAUGGUGGUCAAGGCGCUCAGUGGUAUGGAAUGGCAAGAGAAAUGUUAGUACAUGAGCCAAAAUUUAAGGAAAGCAUUGAAAAGGUUGAUGCUCUUCUUGACCGGUACAAAGCGUCAUGGUCCUUAAUUACUGAGCUUAACAAGCCUGCCGAAACUUCCCGCCUUCAUGAAAACCCAAUCGGACAGACAGCCUUGUUUGCCAUACAUUUUGCCUUAACUGAAUUAUUGGAAUCUUGGGGUGUCACACCGUCUGCUGUUCUUGGCCACAGUCUAGGAGAAAUAUCAGCAGCUUGGGCAUGUGGAGCAUUACGUUUAGAUAAAGCCUUGCAAUUGGUUUUAUUUCGGUCUCAACUUCACGAAAAAUGUUCACCUACAGGUUGUAUGGCUGCCAUUGGACUUUCAGAAGAGGAUGCACGAAGUAUGUUGCAAGAUCUUCAGUUAGAAUAUAAAGUUGAUGUUGCGGCGAUCAAUAGUCCAGGUAACGUGGUAUUAGCUGGUGAUAAAGCUUUGAUGGAAGUUGUUGAAAAACAUGUGAAAAGCGCACGAAAGGAUGUGUUCUGGAAGAAACUUGCUACAACACGCGCAUACCACAGUCGAGAGAUGGAAGAAAUAAGGCAGUCUUACUUCAAACUCACAAGUGAAUUCCACGUACGUCAGACACCAAGUAAUAUACCAUUUUACUCAACAGUUGUUGGCAGUCAAUUAUCUGGCCAGCUUCUUUCACUCGAGCAUUGGUGGAAAAACAUUCGGCAAGUUGUUUUACUGGAACCUGCCUUAAAAGCUAUGUUUUCUAACGGCUAUCAGCUCUUUAUUGAAAUCAACGCUGCUCCUCAGCUUUCAUAUCAUGUUCGCCAGACGUGGUCUCACAAUCAAACACCAAAAUCCAUAAGCGCAAAUGAUGCCAUUGUGGUUCAAACUCUGCCAAAACGCUUGGUCAGUCAACAACAUUUGUCGUUUCUUCAAAAUUGUGUCGCCCAUCUCUUCACAAAUGGUGUACCACUAUCCUGGAAUAAAGUUCAAGGCUCGGGAUCGAAAUCAUUUUUUCCACGUCCAACGUAUCCAUGGCAAGAAACAGAGUUUUGGUACCGCGAUGAACAUCCGUCUGAGUUUGUAACAUUUCUCGAUCAACACAAAACGGAAGAAAAUAAAACAUUCGUCACUUUCCAUCCCCUCCUUGGAAAAACUGUUCCAACGGAAACGUUCACUGGUUUGCACGCCUGGGAAUCUGAAAUCAAUUUACACAAUGUUUCAUAUAUCAACGAUCACAAAUUUGCUGAAUCUUCUGAUCCUGUGAUACCUGCAGCUGUUUACAUAGAAAUAAUAUUAGCAAUGUCAAUCCAUUUGUCUCCAAACGCGGCACCUGAUGUGCACAACAUUAGCUUCAAUAAUAUGUUGACUAUAUCCAGCAACGACUCGUACAGGAUUAGAACACGUCUUCUGCCUAAACAAUGUCAUGCCGAAGAAAAUCAAUUUCAAAUCACAGUUGUGGAGGACAACAAGAAUGAAGUUAUUCUCUCUGAAGGCUACAUUCAAUUAGGUGUUAAUGAUGGCUAUGGAAGCCAAGGUAAGAAAGCAAAAUGUAAAUGACCAAAUUUAGUUGAAAAACUUUUGUUGUGUUUUCAAACAGUCUUGCUAGCACUAAACUUAAAAGAUAGCUUUUAUGAAUACUGGGAAACUUUAAAUUGUAAAUUUCCUUCUUUGGUACAAAUAUUCGUACGUCAAUUAUUUAAUUUACUUUCCAAAUAUUCUGUUUUACUCUUUUCCUCUUCAUGUACAUUUCUGACACAUAUCAAAAGUAACACGAAUUACAGUUUGUAAUGAACUUUCUAGUUUAUUUAGUAACUUGUACGUUAAAAGCUUGAACUUAUAUACAACGACAUUAUUACUAGCAUAUUACUACAUACCUAGCGAUGUAUAUAUAGCGGGCACGUGUAUGUAGAAGAGUAUAUAGCACAAUCUUCUACUUUAAAGAUUGCACAAGAUAAUGGCGAAAGAUGUUUAAAGUUAAUUAAAUACUUUUGUCGUAUUCAUAAAAGUUGUCUUAUGCUGUUUCAAUUUAUGUGCGAUUCCGUGUAUUUCUCUACUAAAUAAGUUUCAUUCUCAUUUUCUUCUCGUAAAUUUUAAUUUUACUUGACAACGUCCGGGGUUAUUCGACAUAAAUGUUCCAAAAUGCUGUAACUAAGCGUUCGUUGCAUAUUCUAGCAAGUUUAGAAAGAAAAUUAGUGAUGACGAACUAAUUUUGGAUAAGAAGUUCCUUUCCAACAAAAAGUCUAUUAUGUGUUAAGGAAACACAAAACAAAACGUUAGCAAAUAUACAAAAUACAUUUGUGCCAUUUCUGAACAAAAUUUAUUAUAUUUAUUUUUAAUUGUGUUCUUUUUCACUUAAAUUAAGAAUCAUCCCAACAAGGAACUCCUAAAGAUUUUGAAGAUUAUAAAUGUGCAAUGACUAAAUGGUCGAAAAACGAUCUUAAAACAGAACGUGAAAAGUUGGGUUUCGCAUUUGGUCCCCAGUUUGAUUUAAUAACAGACGCAUGGUCCAACGGCACUGAAGUUCUUGCUCUGAUAUGUCCAACUGAAGAGAUCAAUAAAGAAGCAUCAGCUUACGUUAUACAUCCUUCUGUAAUUGAUGCGUCUUUGCAGACAAUGCUUCUCUUCAAAGAUAACGAACGUAAAUUUGUGCCACAGAAAAUCACACAUAUCACGAUUGUGGGAAAACCCACAUGCAUAGAACAGUUUUAUGCCCAUGCAAAGAUCAUAGAAUCAGACAAAACACCAAACUUCAACAUUACGUUGAUGGAUCGUAAUGCUAAACCAGUGAUGAUUUUUGAAAAAUUUAUCGUAGCAGAAAUUUCAGCAGAAAAAACGAAAGUGACUUUCGAGAACACAUCAUUCACUUUCGGUUGGGAGAAAUUAACGCCUGAAACCCCGGCAACGAGUCAAGGCAACGUUUGGCUUCUUCUUAGGGAUCAAAGCAAGUUUGCUGAACGGUUUUCUCAGAAUAUUCCAGCUGGUGAAAGUGUGCAUUUUGUUGACAUACAAGAUACCUCAAAUAAAACAUGCGACAUAUUUUCUGAAGUACUAGAAGAGGUAUUGAGGAAAAUGAAGAGCAAUGAAAAGUUACUGGUGAUCAAUUUCUGGCCGGUAGACGCCAGCAAAUUCAAUGCUGAUACGUGCAACUUCGAUGCAAGUCAUGGGCUUGCAUUUGAAAGUUGUCUCUCGAUUUCACAAGAAAUUAUAAAAAGAGAAGCUUUUGCCAAAAUUAUUCAGCUCGUUUUUGUCACUUCAGGAUUAGUUAUAAUUCCUCAACCUGAUCGUAAUCCUACCAUUGUUAACUCAAAUGCUUUCCCGUGGUCUGCUUCUGUUUUUGGAUUCAGGAGAACUUUUUCAGAAGAAAUAACUGCACCAAAUGCAUCUGUGGUUGAUUUGCCUAACAAUCCCAGCGAUAACGAUUUCUAUACCAUGGUAGAAGAUGUGAGAAAAACAACCAUAGAAGAAGAAAUUGUCUAUAGAGAUGGAAUACGUUAUGUUAAUCGCUUUAGGAAGUUGCAUUUAGACGGCGGAAAAUUUACCAAAGAGGAGUCGCCUCUCACGAAAGAUGGAGCGCAAAAGCCUUUUAAGAUGACAAAAAUGCGAGCCCAGUGGUUUUUACAGAAAACAUCCAACAAACGGAUAAAAGGAAAAAUGAAAAUUGAAGUCUACUUCGCCUGUCCAAUUCUUCAGAAGCCUUGGCUUGACCUUAAACUGAAUGAUCGCGUUACCUUUGCAGGAAAAUUCUGUAAUGGGUACAAAGAACAACAAAAUUGCUUCGUGGUUGGCGUUUGCAAAAUUGAUGACCUGGGGAAUUAUGUUGAUGGAGAGAAAUGCUGUUUCACAGAAAUAGAAGAUAACGUAACUGCUCAGCAAGCUGCUUCGCUUAGCUUUCCACUGGCAAUGUCUUACCACAUUCUUACAAAUCUUCUUAGCAACAUGCAAGGAAAGAAAGUCUUUAUCCAUCAUCGAAGGGAAGAAAUUUGCUGCAUCUUCGCAUGCGUUGCUAUGUCUUUGGAUAUAAAUGUCGUGUGCCUUGUCAAAGAUGGAUCCAGUAAAGAUCGAAUUAAGAAAUUUGGAGACAUAGUGCUAAUAACUGCAGACGAAAUGGCAAGAUCGGAAUCAAAUGGUACUAGCUCAUUGAGUUUAGAUGCAGUUUGCCUUCUCAGUGACACCAGUACGCACGUAUCUCGUCAAAUAAUGAAACAUCUUAAACCAGGUGCUUAUGUGGUUACUGUCCAUGGAGAAGAAAAUGUCAGAUUUAACCCGUUUAUUCACGACAAAGAUGUCCAGUGUAUUAUGACCAGUUUGGAAGAUAUCACCGAUAAUUCUAAGAACUUUUCAAAGUUGUUGGGUCCGUGUUGUUCUGUUUUGAAAUCAAGAAGUUUUUUCGAAAGAAUUUCGAAAAUACCUCAGCUUGCAUCCAAUAUAUAUGACGUCACAAACGAUAAAUCUAAGAAUAUAAAUUCUCCUUUGGAAAGGGAGAAGAAAAUUUGCUUGUACACAGUUUCUUUGAAGCCUAAGGAUACUCCUGACAAAGUUAGCUUUUACAGUUUACCACUGGACGGAAACGGUUUGAAAGAUGAUCGCACAUAUCUUGUAAUUGGCGGUGUUCGUGGUUUUGGAUUUGAGGUCGCCAAAUGGAUGGUUAAAAAUGGUGCAAAAACAGUCAUGUGUACAGCUCGUUCAGCAGCAAGUAAGGAAAGAAAAGCUGAUGUUCAACGUUUGCAGCAGGAUACUGGUUCGCAAAUUCUUCUGAGACAGGCAGAUGUUACAUCUUGGAAAGAUAUGAAUAUAAUUAAAGAGGAACUCGAACAUUUACCCGCUGUAGCUGGCAUUGUUUUUACAGCCAUGGUUUUGGCAGAUCAGUUGCUCAAAGACGCCGACUUGAAAACAUGCAAAAAGGUUGCGGAGACAAAAAUGAAAGGUAAAUAUUUCCGGUUUUUUUCAUUUCAUUCUUCCUUUCUCUAGUUUUAAUAUCUUGACUAUAAUGAUUGUGGUGAUGUGAUAUGAUGGUCAUAUCUUUUAAUUCAUGUUUAUGCACAAGGCGAGAAAUUUGUGAGAAACCUUAAUGAAUCCUGUUAAUUAAUUAAUUAAUUAUUUAAUUAAUUAACUGCAAAUAAUAAUAAGCUAGAGAAAUAUUGUAUUUUGGGAAUGCCUUCGCGCGUUUGCGACGUGUUUCGCUGACUGUCACAAAUUUGUGGCCAUGACUUCCGUAAUCCAUUGAUUAGAACCACUAACAUUUGCCCUUCAUAUUUACUCAUGAAAAUUAGUAUAAGCGUAAAUCCCGGACAAGUCGUUUGUUAUCAUUCCCGAGACAACGAAUUAAGUAUCAUAAUUAGGAUAUUGGAUAUUUUACAUUAGGAAGUGUUAUCCUUCAUCAACUCAGUCUCUCGAUGGAUCUCGAUUUCUUCAUUACGUUCUCCUCAAUAUCUGGUGUUCUUGGUAAUGUUGGUCAAGUUGCUUACGCAGCAGCCAACUCAUUUAUGGACCAAUUAUGUGAAUAUCGCCGACACAAACUUGGCCUGCCAGCGCUGUCUGUGAACUGGGGACCAAUCAGUGGUACUGGGGUGCUCGAGAGGAAUACAGAUAUCACAUCAAUUCUUGAAACAAAUGGAUUAUAUGCUCUACACUACACAACAGGUACAGUAUGUAGGGAUAGGAGAUAAAUUUUUGACAGAUAUAAAUAUUCGGUAAUUGUGAUGAUAAAAACACCGACUAUUUGCCAGAAGUUUGUACUAUUGAAAACCUGAGUGGUUGAAGCACAAUAGGGGGCCAUAUAGAAUCACUGUGACGUAUUAAUUAAUAUGUAUAGGUGAUCUAUUCAUUAAUUGCACGACUUGUCCGUGUCAUUAUUUAUGCAUCGUAUACAUGACAAAAUUAUAGCAACCACCCCCCCCCCCCACCUCUGGUAUUGAUGUUACGCGAAUGCAGAGAACACAUGUAUAUUUUAACUCAUUUGAGAUUUGAAACACGGUUGAAAUAAACAAGAUCCGGUUUAUUUGAACAUUUAACAAUAAACAUGUUCCUUAACAAUACAUGGUUUAAGAUUGAUGUGAAGUUCACAAGCAAAACAGCAAUAUAAAACAAUACAAGACGCUUAUUGAUACGUCAACAAACAUGAUUGUGCAAGUUCAAGAUAUUGAAAAAGUUCAGCAAGAGAAGUUUAGGCUAGUGUGCUUUUUUUGUGUAUUUUCAUUUUCUGCUUUUGUUUUAAACGAGCCGUCAUUUUGUUUUUUUCAAAUCAUUAAAUGCACUCUCCUGGUGAGCGCAAUUAAUGAUGGUAAUAGAACGAAUAGGAGUGCUAUUAAUGCCAUAAUCAUACGAGUGAUUACAAAAUCAACCGACCGCGUAGCGGGAGGUUGAUUUGUUAAUCACGAGUAUGAUUAUGGCAUUAAUAGUACGACUUAAUUCGUUCUAUUACUUAUUAAUUAUUUAUCUUCUGUAAUCAAAAUGUUUAAGGGGGAAAAGCAGAAAAAUACAAUUUGUUGAAAUUCAAUAUAAUUUUUAAAUUUUUGUCACGACAAUUCUUAGUGAAAUAGUACGAUUUUGAAUUAUUAUUUAUCAUAUAUAAUCAAAUUAACAUAUUAUUAACUUCCGGGCAUUAUUUCCGGUAUAACCACAUGACAACAUUUGUUUGAAUUAUUCAAAACACAAUUGGGAAGCCAUGUUUGUAUGUUUAUAACGUGUUCAAAAUAGUGAAGUUCUUUAGUUCAAUUAAUCAUCUGAAUUGGAUUGUGUCUAGUUCGGUGUCUUCUGCUGGAUGAACAGGUAGGUCAUUUUCGUCAGAAAAUAUAUAAUUUAACAACCCUCGAAAACGAGAUCGGCAUUCGGCAAUGCCGACCUUCAGUAUUAAAAUGCUGACCUAUCAGCCAAAGUAAGAAUCUUUUUGGUUCUUAUAGUUGUUAAAAAGUCAGCGAUUAUUAAUUCGAUGCACUUUGCUGUAAGGUUUAAGAAUUAACGGGUAUAUUUAUGUUAUAAUUUAGGUAAAACUCUAAAAGAAAAGGCUUCGUGACAUUUAUACUUUUCAAUGAUUCGUAAAUACGUGAUUACUAGUGCUCCAAGACAUGGAAACAGAUUUUAAAAAAUGCCGAGAUAGGUCAGAUUUAGGUCGGCAUUUUUUUUCCGACCUCAAUUUUGACGGUUUUCGAGGGCUGAUUUAAAAAUUAAAAGGGCAAAAUUUGUGAAUUCCUCCAUUUUGAAUUUUUUACAGCAAUAAAUAAAAUAAAAUUCAAAGUUUGUAUCCUGAGUGCUGAUUGGCUAGUGUAAAUACUAGACUGAUUUUCAUUGGCUGUAGACAAGAGUGCGAUUACAGCUCAGAAAAGGUGCGAUUAAUGCUCAAAUCGCACUCCUGUAAACCAAUGAAAUUGCAGUAUUUGCCACUGAUUACAGAAGAUAAAUAAUUAAUGAAAUAAUUAGCCUUUGCCACAAAGACCAAAACCUGCCAUUUUUGGGUUACUCUGCCCUCAUGAAAGAUUCUAGACAAUUCAAACAACGUGAAAAGCGACUUUCAAAAGUUAUAACUAUAAACUUACCAUUAUACAAACAAGUACAAUACUAAAAAGUAGUAUUUUGUGGUGCGGAGACUCUCAAACGUGGGUGAGGCAGUCCCCCGAAAAUGGUGGAAAAAUCGACUGUGAAAAAGGCUACAGUAAUUGCUCUCCUCUUAAGUGGUUCCCUACAACUUAAAAAUUGGGGAAAAUCAUGAAUUAGAUCAAACUUUUUCAAGAAAUGUUAUUUAUUUGAAAUUUGUCACAAAAGCGACGCCACCACUGUUGCUAUGGCAACAAUGACGAUUCAAGAUGGCCGAUAGUUUGGCUUUUAACGCACUUUACUUAAAAUAAAACGCUUGCCUACCCCAUUUUUUAUUGUAGUACAAUACAUUCGAAAAAUUCUGUAGAGCUCAAAAAGAUUUAUUUUGAAAUACUAUGUUUAUAUAUUUUUAAAUUCGACUUUACCGACUUUUUUUAAAUUGUUCAGGUAGUUUAUUGUACUACAAAAAAAAUGGUUUCAACAAUAAAAAAUGGGGAGAACCAGGCAUUUUUUUAAGUAAAGUGCGUGAAAAGCCAAAACAUCUUGAAUCACCAUUAUUGCCAUAGCAUAUUGCCACAUUUGUGUCCAACUGUUUGAUUAUUGCUGUGUAUAGGUUGUACGAUUUUUUAUUUCUAGCAAACAACAUCACUUCGUAAAGUUGAUAUAAUUUAUGCAUUGUCAACAUUUCUAUAAAAUGUCUUGUAUAUAAUAAUUAUAGGCAAUUAAGUUGGCUGAUGAUAAUGUGGUCAUUUUCACAUAUAAAAAGAUAUUGGACAGCUAGAAACUUGAUAUUUGGCUAUUUUCACAGAACAAUGUCGUUUACUUUAAAUUUUAGCUAAAUAUAUUAUGCAUACAACACUCAACACUGCAAACACACAUCAUUUUCUUAAUUUUGACGAGUCUUGCCUUUGUCAUAUUUUGUUUUCGAAAACUUUUUUUACAAGAGGGAGAGAAGAAAAAUGAAAUCCAUACUAAGCCUGAAAAUAAAUACCAACCAACGACUUUAUACGAGUUUUAUCUGUUCUAACCCGAUUUAGAAACAUCCUACCUCCAUAUUGUUUCUCGUAAUCGUGGCCUGUAGAGAAGGGGAUAGGGGGGGGAAAGACAAUUGCUGCCAUACAGUAUAACAACCGCUAUCCUAUAUACUCCACUACAUAGGUCGUUGUUUUUAUUUGUUGUUAUCAUCAGAAUAUUAAAUCAUGAACAUCUUGUAAAAUGUGACAUAGAUAAUAAACGGACAACAACAUGAAAAGCCCGGCUUUAUAUUUACUUGUUUUACUGUAUUAUGCCCGCCACUCGUAUAAUACAAACAACCCGUAAAUAAUAUAAGGGAUCACGCCACAUAUAUACCCUUGAAAUAACUUAUACAAGAAAUAAGCAAAUUGAAAGUAGCGAAUUUUCGUUUCAGCAAUCGAAUUUCUAAAACGUAUCCUACUCGAGAAUACCAACGAAGCUCAAAUUUGCAUAUCUGCUAUGAAUUGGCAAGUCUACCUCCAAAAUCAUGCUUCUCCAAGACUGCAGAUGAUCCGAGAAGAAACACUCGUAGCGGCUGAAGAGAACAAUGUCAUGACACUGGAAGACCUAGCACUACAACCGUUAGAGUUAAGAAAGAAUUACGUUCAAGAGUUUAUUAAACGUUUGCUGUCUUCCUGGUCAGGAGCCGAUGUCGCUGAACUCGACUUAAAUGUUGGACUACACAAAUACGGAAUUGACUCAAUUGCCGCGACAAAUAUGAAACUUCAAAUAAGAAAUAACAUUGGUGCCACGUUUGAAGUAAGUAGUUUCAUUUUUUUAUAAUCGAGCAUAACGUGCCUUAAAAUCAUGCAGUUUCGUUUACUUUACAAAAACAGAAACAAAUGUUUAUAUAUUUAUUGAUAAAUACAGCAGAUCCUGAAACUAGACAUUUUACAAAAUAAGACAUAGUUCUACAGUGUGGUCUCCUAGAGUAUGUGCAAAACAAGUGCACCACAAGAGCGAAGACGUACCAUUUCUGAAUAAGUCUACCAAGGUCCAAGGCUUAUGAUUCCGAACAAACUAACAGACUAACAAACUCACGCAUGCGCAUUUAAGGCAAUGCCAAACUUCGUUUAAUUAAAACUGCAAUAGGAUUAAUUAUUGGUGUAAUCCAAGUUUGAUCCAAAAACGGAUUUUGCAUCCAAAGAUUUAAGGAUUUUGUAAAUGUAAAUUCUUAGUGGAAUUGCUCCUGGUUGUAGGUCUAAAUAUACAGGAUCGCGAUGUACAAAAAAAUUUGCACAGUUUGUAAAUGUUCGCUAAACUGCAAAUUCGGCAAAAUUUGUAAAACCUUGACGCAAGCAUAAAAUUAUUUAAAAUUAUUUUGAAGAGUAAAUUUUGUAAAAAUUGGUGCAAAUUUAGAAGCUUUGACUUUCUCGGCUUAGACAACACUCGCAGUCCGUGCUUUAACAGAUAUAAGACAGUUGGCUGUCGACUUGUGUUUUAUAUCUGAUAAAGCACUCUUGCUUGUGUUCUAAAUAGUACAUAUAUAGUUUUAUGUAAUAUUAUUUUUAGUGUUAUUAGUUGCUUAAUUUGUUUAGACACAUUGCUGCAUUGUGUGCUGUCACUUUUUCUUAACAUUUAGACAUACUAUUUCAUUCAACCAAAGACGAGUGGUCUAACCAUUAUCAAUGAAAUCCUGAAACAAAUUAGCAAGGUAAGUACGACUUGUCAUGAAAACGACGCGUCAGGGAUUGAUAACAAAACAAAGAGCUUCAUGUCAAAAAAUGUCAUUGAAGAAGAAGGGGAGGCAGAAGGAACCAAUGGACUGGAGCUUCAGGCCGUUAGAACAAACAAGGAGAAAGUUGUUCCACUCCAUACCCCAAAUGACGCAGUUGUGAAAGUAUUUAUGAUUCAUGGCAGCCAGAAGUCAGCACUGGCAUUAGCAACAUUUGCACUUGGUUUCCAACAGCAGGUAAUUAAUAUUCAUUUGAAUUGAACUCUUUACAUUAAGGCGGGGGUACACAUAGAUUGAUGGCCAUUUUUGAAUGGCUGUAAUUUUAAAGAUAUUUCCAAAGUUAUGACAAACUGUUUAUCAGUAGAAAGCUAAUUAUGACCUAUAAAAUCUAAACAUACUAAUCAUUUGUACAUAACGUCCUUUGUAACCUGAAACCAGGCCGGCAAUCAUACCACAUGUUGUGCAAAACUAGGGUCCAUAUGAGAAAAGAUAUCUGCUUAUAAAUUUUCUUGAAUUCUAAGAAAUUUUAUCAGUAAGUAGAAAAUGGCAUCAUUAUCUCAAAUGAGCAUAGAACUUUUUUGUAUGAUAAAUCUAGUGGUCACGAACUCGCAGCAGAGGUACAAAGCUAACAUACGUUUUUUCCACAUUUUAUUUUGUCAUAAAAUGUAUUCCACGCAAGAUACAGAAAUUUCCUAUGCUCAUUUAAGACAGGUCUAAUAAAAGAAUAAGCCCUGAAAAUUUCAGGAAAAUUGGUUAAAUGGAUCAUGAGAUAUUUUUUUCAAAGACGGAAAACGCACGUACAUCCCGAGAAAACAAGUGUUAAAAUUUUUAAACAACUGUUCGAUCUGUUCCUGACAGGUUUCGAGAAGUUUAGCCUAAUUGUUUGUCACUAGAAGUACUUUAGCACUUCAGAAGCCUCCACCUUGUAAAUCUGGGUGUGUUGCCACAACACCAAAAUCGGUGUAAGUUCUUGCCUCUGCAGGGACACCGAAAAGGUGUCAGAGCUAACACUGAUUUUAGUGUAAAUAGUUGUGUCUAUGUGAACACCCAUUUGGUGUAAAUUUGCACGAUCCUAGGUUAUUUAACGCUGCUUUUGGUGUAAAUCCGCUUGCCUCUGUGGGGAAACCAAUUUGGUGUUUAUCUACACUAAGAGAGUAAACUUACACUAUCCUAGGUUAUUUAAUUUCUCGACAUGUGACAUUUUUCACGGCAAGCAAUAUUUUGAUUCAACUGUUUUAUAACGUAAAUAUUUCAGUGCGUAUUCACCCCCCUUAAAAACAAAGAACACCAUUGGAAUCUUAACAAAAUAAGCUUUUCAUCGGGGGGUCUAAUGCCGUCAAAACAAAUACACAAACCGAAACAAUCGUAUAUUUACUCACCGCUUGGCCAAACAUUCUGUAUUUUUAUAUGGAGAAAAUGUUGAAUAUUUUCUAAACUCUUCAGUAUUCGCCACAAGUUAAUGUUAGUGAAAUAUUCCUUGUAUUCAAGCGCUUUUAUGUAGAAAGUUUCGUUUGAAUACGGCGAGUAGAAAUGUUUAUUUUGUUUUUUUCAAAAUAUCGGGUUUCAUCGGGUUUUUACUCGCACGCGCGUGCUGCAUGUAAAAUUGGUCAAUAAGUGGUCUCCCGUAGCCCAGUGCACGUGAAAAGCACGCUUCAGAUGUAAUUUGACCUUUAGAAUCGAUUUCCGAUGUUUUCCGAACGCUAGGAUGUAAACACGCGAUGUUUUGGCAGAUCUAAAAUGUAUUUCCGGUUAAAAAUAUCCUGCUGAUUUCAUUAGUUUCGCAACAGAUUGAAAUACCGAAAUAAAAGACGAAAAACUAAGGCUACAAGCUUGAAAAUAACACUUUCAAUAGUGUUUUUGAUUCUGUUUCGAAUAAGACUAUAACGAAAACGAUAUCUCAAAAGGGGCCGAAGUUAUGUUCGGCAAAAGGUAUUGAUAGUUUACAUUGUUCGAGACAAUUGAUUAAUAUAAUGAAAUAUGACACCGCUUGACCUGUCGAAAGGUCAUAAAUUGUUAUACAAUUUCACUAAAAUUAUAUUUGACUAAAACUAUCGACAGGUAUUAGGAGAUAUUGUUUCACUGAAUCGAAUGGUG
Molecule: messenger RNA, 14992 nt
Organism: Paramuricea clavata
Lineage: Eukaryota; Metazoa; Cnidaria; Anthozoa; Malacalcyonacea; Plexauridae
Source: the annotation of a GenBank genome assembly